AUGUCGUCUGCAAAACCUCAAGAUACAAAAUACAAUUAUGAUAUUGGAGGUAUAACUUUGCCUUUAUUUUUAUGGCCUUAUAAAAAAAAUCUUUUUUUUUAUCAUAAUUCUAAUUUCAUAAACAUUAAGCACAUUCAUAAUCGAUUUAAUUAAUUUUUUCGAUAAUUGUGAUUAUUCCAGAUAGAUGCUUCAGCUCUGACUUAAAUAUUUUUAAGAGAAUUUAGUUAUACGAAUCAAUUUUUUAUACAAAGAAUUACUCGCAUUCUUAUCAUUAUGCUUAUUAUCGACACAUCAUCUUAAUGUACGUAUUGGAAUAGCAAUUUUCAUGUUGAUAACAUUUACAUAAAUUUAUAAAAACUCAUGUAUGUAUCUACUCUACAGAUAAAACUAACAUAAAGAAAUUUGCGAUUCCAUAUUAUCUAACAUAUACAUAUACAUAUAUGUCCUUCUUUUCUUGCUUGAACAGAGAAAAUCAAUCAGUUCUAAAUAUUUUUUUUAGGUAUGCGAAUUAAAUACAAAAACAAAAAUGAAACUUUCACAGAAGAUCGCCUUAUAAGCAAAGAGCCUAUCGAUCAAUUUAAAGCAUGGUUUGAUGAAGCUUGUAACACUCCUCAAAUUUUUGAACCAAACGCUAUGUUUCUUGCCACGGCUACUAAAGAUGGAAUUCCGUCUGUACGACCAGUAUUACUUAAAGGUUAUGGCAGGGAUGGUUUUAAAUUUUAUACAAAUUACGAAAGUAGAAAAGGCCACGAGUUAGUGCGUAUAGAAGGUAAAGCGGAAAAAACUUCUGCAGAAGAUUCAGAUUGUUAUUUCCAAAGCCGACCAUAUUCAAGUCAAAUAGGAUCAUCAGCUAGCAAGCAGAGUAUCGUAAUUGCAAAAUUUUGGCAAGGUCAAAGUGAUCGUUUGCAUGAUAGAAUUCGUUUUAGACGAGCUAAGUCAAACGAAAACAUCGACAAUGUACUAGUCCAUCAAGGUGAUAAUGGAUGGGUUUAUGAAAGAUUAUCUCCAUAA
This is a messenger RNA of Heterotrigona itama, 1011 nucleotides long. The record is from the annotation of a GenBank genome assembly. NCBI's taxonomy places the organism in Eukaryota, Metazoa, Arthropoda, Insecta, Hymenoptera, Apidae.